Molecule: messenger RNA, 1051 nt
Organism: Brassica napus (rape)
Lineage: Eukaryota; Viridiplantae; Streptophyta; Magnoliopsida; Brassicales; Brassicaceae
Product: cyclin-dependent kinase inhibitor 3-like
Exons: 2
Coding region: 1-417 (138 amino acids)
Biological process (GO): negative regulation of cyclin-dependent protein serine/threonine kinase activity
Molecular function (GO): cyclin-dependent protein serine/threonine kinase inhibitor activity
Source: RefSeq, a predicted model, not a curated record
AUGGGCAAAUACAUGAAGAAAUCGAAGAUUACCAACAACGAUACGGAGCCCACCGAGCCAACUUUCCUGGGAGUUCGCACCAGGGACGCUAAAACCCUAGCUCUGAAGCGGCUCAAUUCCUCCGCCUCUGAUUCCGCUCUAGCUGGAGACUCUUCUUGCUACCUUCAGCUCCACAGCCGUCGCCUCGAGAAACCCCCGGCGCUGACGGAGCCAAAACAGCCACCGAGAAUUAAGGAGCCUGGCUCGAAGGGUCGGGUUAGCUCCGGUUCGGGUUCGGUUCAUGUAGCUCAGAGCUGUAAAGGAGAUGAUUGGUUUGGAAAGUCUGAAGCUUUUUUUGUGGAGAGAACAGUCCUGAUUUUCAAUCGAUACAAAGUGCAAGUACUGUGGUGUGGCGUCAUGUUCAUGGGACCUAGCUAAGCUGUUGAGAAGAACUACGAGCUACCUGAUGGGCAAGUGAUGACAAUUGGUUCUGAGCGGUUCCAUUGUCCUGAGGACCAAAGUUAUUUACCAGCCAUCUAUGAUUCGUAUGGAGAAUACUGGUAUCCAUGAAACAACUUUAACUCUUUAAUGAAGUGUGAUGUAGACAUCAGAAAGGAUGUGUACGGUAUAACAUCGUGACCAGUGGUGGAAGCACAUUUUCUCUGAGAUCGCUAACAAUUUGAGCUAAGAUAUCACGUCUUGGUCUACAAGCAGCAUGAAGAUCAUAGUUGCUACUUCUCCUGAGAGAAAAUACCAUGUCUUGAUUAGAGGGUCCAUCUUGGCUUCACUCUGUACAUGGUGAUCAGUGGUGGAAGCAUAUUUUCCCUGGGAUCGCAAUGGAAUAAGUCAGGCCCAUCCAUUAUUCUCAGGAAAUGCUUCUUAUUGGAGUUCUCAUUUUUUUCAGAAAAGAAGCGUUAAUCUACCCUUCUUUUUUUUUUUUUGUUCUUAUGUAUUUUGAAAUUCUGGCCAAAGACAUUUUUAAAGAUUUAUGUUCUUUUUAUUUUCAGCUGCCUGUGAGUGAAUAAUAACACAUAACUAUUAUAUAGCAUUGUGUUUCAUGUUCUCUUUGUUU